Molecule: messenger RNA, 1728 nt
Organism: Australozyma saopauloensis
Lineage: Eukaryota; Fungi; Ascomycota; Pichiomycetes; Serinales; Metschnikowiaceae
Product: phosphoinositide binding protein
Exons: 1
Coding region: 1-1728 (575 amino acids)
Biological process (GO): nucleophagy; protein localization to phagophore assembly site; autophagy of mitochondrion
Cellular component (GO): phagophore assembly site membrane; cytosol; extrinsic component of membrane
Molecular function (GO): phosphatidylinositol-3,5-bisphosphate binding; phosphatidylinositol-3-phosphate binding; protein binding
Source: RefSeq, a predicted model, not a curated record
AUGUUAAAAACACAAAUCGGAAGCGCCUCCUACAUGUCGCAUCUAUCCGAAAACGGGUCCGAUACGGAAUUUGUCGACGGCCCAACAUCGACCUCCGGCGAUUCCGUCAAUUACAUCACCUUUAACCAGGAUGCCACAUGUGUGGCUUUGGGUGUGAAUAAUGGCUACAGAAUAUACUCCUGUAAGCCCGAAAUUAGCAAGCGGUUUUAUCUGGAUCGUGCCGAGGCUGUAGGAAUUGUAGAAAUGUUAUAUACGACCUCGCUUUUGGCAGUGGUGGCCUUGGGAGACGAGCCAGGCUCGCUGCCCCGCAAAUUGAAGAUUAUAAAUACCCGCCGUUCGGCCACCAUAUGUGACUUGAUUUUCCCCUCCACAAUCCUCCUGGUGAGGCUUGGAGUGCGCCGCAUGGUGGUGUUGUUGGAGCUGCAGAUCUACAUCUACGACGUGGCGACCAUGACGCUACUUCAUACCAUUGAGACAUCUCCCAACGUCAACAGAUUGUGUGCGCUUAGCAACAAUACCGAUGAGGAUGGGGCUAGUCUUUUAGCAUAUCCGUCGCCGCCGAAAACGGUCACUCACGAGUCGCUCUUGGUGAACGGAAUCAAUACCAAUGGUGGGCUGAACCUGGCACAAAAUAACAUCCUGUCUGUGAGCAAUGCUCCCAAUCGCGUUGGCGAUGCCAUUAUCUUCGAUCUCAUCUCGCUUCAGCCGCUUGCGGUCAUCGAAGCUCAUAAGGCUGCCUUGUCAGCCAUGUGCUUGUCCAACGAUGGCACUCUUCUUGCGACAGCCUCAGACAAGGGCACAAUUGUGCGUGUCUUCAAUGUACAAACUGGAGUGAAGCUCUAUCAAUUCCGUCGUGGAACAUAUCCAACCAAGAUCUAUUCGUUGAUCAUUAGUCUGGAUAAUAGAUAUGUGGUGGCCACUAGUUCCAGUGGAACUGUGCACAUCUUUCGCUUGGGCGAGGAGGAGCUUCUCGCCAACAAGCAGCGCCAAAAGAGAGAGGCCAAGGAAGAAAAACCUCGGAGCUAUGAAACCAUUGUCGAGGAGACUGAUAAGGCUGUGGCCGAAAGCAUAAAUGAAGAGAUAGACAACGACGAUGAUGACAUGGCUGAUGACGGUGACGACAGUGAUAAUGACAAUGAUGGCGAUGGCGAUGGUGACAGUGACGACGGCAGUAGCAAUGUCCCUAUGAAGCAACGUAAAUUAUCUCAAAGCUCCGUGGCCUCCAAUAACAGCGCUGCCUCCGGAAUGUCUGGUAUCAGCAACUCAGACGAGCUUCGGGAGCGCACAGAACCUAUAGUUGAUCAAACGAGAUUAUCGGUGGCCCGAAUCAUACGCCGAUCUUCACAAACUUUAGGCCGUAAGGCUGCGCAGAGGAUGGGGGAUCUCUUACCCUCUCGAUUUUCCUCAAUUUUGGAGCCAACACGCCAUUUCGCUUCAUUGAAAAUACAGAGCGUGGGCAAAGACGUCAAAUCAAUUGCAAUGCUUGACAUUGAACUUCGCACAGAGCAUGUAUCGUUGGCCCAUUUGGCCACCAAAGACUCGCAGGACUCAGGACUCAGGCCAGUCACGUCUUCGGGAUCUUCCACUUCUUCAAAAGAUAACCUCCCAUUAAAUUUGCUCCAUAUCAACGUGGUCACUUCUGAGGGCUACUUCUAUACAUACGGGUUAGACCCAGAGAGGGGAGGCGAUUGCAUUCUACUUCAUCAAUACUCGCUUCUCGACGAUUAA